UUGGAAACAAUACCGCGCGGUGCACAGUGGCCUCCUCCCGCGCCAGCCAGCCAGCUGCCGCCGCCGCCCCUGCCCGCGCCUCUCGCCACCCGCCGCAGCCCGCUGGGCUCUUUCCCUCCUUCCCAAUUGAGUCUGGGCGCCAAGCCCCCGAGUGCUCGUCACGCUGGACCCUGGCGCGGAGCCCUGGCAUCACGACUCGGAGGCCGAGACUCUCUCCUGGAGUCACCCAGGGGAGAUGGAGCCGCCUCAGUGUGUGGAGGAGCUGGAGGAUGAUGUGUUCCAGCCAGACGACGGGGAGCCGGGGACGCAGCCCGGGAGCUUGCUCUCUGCUGACCUGUUUGCCCAGAGCCAACUGGACUGCCCCCUCAGCCGUCUGCAUCUCUUCCCUCUCACCCACUGCUGUGGCCCUGGGCUUCGACCCACCAGCCAGGAAGACAAGGCCACCCAGACCCUCAGUCCGGCCUCCCCGAGUCAGGGUGUCAUGCUGCCUUGUGGGGUGACCCAAGAACCCCAGCGACUCUUUUAUGGCAAUGCUGGCUACCGGCUCCCUCUCCCGGCCAGUUUCCCUGCAGGCUUGCCCCUUGGGGGGCAGCCCCCUGAAGGGCAGUGGCAGCAUCGAGCAGAGGUACAGAUUGCCCGAAAGCUUCAGUGCAUUGCAGACCAGUUCCAUCGGCUUCACAUGCAGCAACACCAGCAAAACCAAAAUCGAAUGUGGUGGCAGAUCCUUCUCUUCCUACACAACCUCGCUUUGAAUGCUGAUGAGAACAGGAAUGGGGCAGGUCCCAGGUGAGGCUGGGCUGCCCUCUUUGUACGGGGCACCCACUGCAGGAAGGACAUCGGCGAGGAC
This is a messenger RNA of Odobenus rosmarus divergens (Pacific walrus), 847 nucleotides long. It is a transcript of the gene BMF, whose product is annotated as Bcl2 modifying factor. Gene Ontology annotation, biological process: apoptotic process; positive regulation of apoptotic process; negative regulation of autophagy. The record is from RefSeq and is a predicted model, not a curated record. Gene Ontology annotation, cellular component: myosin complex. NCBI's taxonomy places the organism in Eukaryota, Metazoa, Chordata, Mammalia, Carnivora, Odobenidae. The coding region runs from base 236 to 790 and encodes 184 amino acids. The transcript has 5 exons.